AUGCUUUCUUAUACUUUUAACUCUCUCGUUGCCGCGCUGGCGUUGCACACCAGCAUCGUGUCGUCCCAUCGCCCUAUAACGUCCCUCAAGAGCCGCCGCCUCACAGAGUACCAACUUCCACCUGCCACCGAAACCCACGAAUUUGCGCGCAUUCCUGGCACAGACUUUGUCUUUUUGUCCCAGAUGUCUGACAGUGUACUCAUCAAAAUUCAACUCGACGCCGUCACCGAGGCUCCGAUUGCGUACCAGUCCUUCCCCAUGGGCAGCUCCGACAAGUCCGGCCUCCAUGGCAUCUGGCCGUCGACUCUGUACCCCGGGAAAGUGUGGAUGACACUUCAACACGACAACAAACUGCUUCUUGUGGAUCCUGGCUGUGCCCUCAAGUCCCCUCCGUCCAUAAUCGAGACGAUUGAUAUUCCGGCGCCAGGGAAUGGCCCGCAUUGCGUGUAUGAGACCGGCGGCCGCGUUUGGGCCAGUCUAAAGACCGCGUCAAAAGAAACGGGCGGAUAUUACGUCUUCUCAGCCAACAUGACCAACACGACAGACCAGAAGUUGUAUCCGUGCCUCAACAGCCCAGUGUUUAUCCAAGAAGAUCCGACGACUAAACUCAUCUAUGUAACCCAGGACACCGACUCGUCUAUUAUGCGGAUCAACCAAACGAGCGGAGAGACGGUACAGCUGCCGAUUCCGCCCAGCAUCGGCCGGACACCGGUUGGUAUGACAACCGUCUCGGGCCCUCUGGCCGGAGUCUGGUUCAGUCUCGCGGGCAAUUCCACAGGCGGUUCAGGCUCUUUUGGACGUGUUACCUCCACGGGCGAGCUGCAAUUCUUCCGACUCCGAGCGCCGCAACUACGUGCUAGCUCUGGUUUGCUCCACGUUGCAGACGCUUCGACGGAAGAGGGUGGCCCGGCGCUUUGGCUGCUUUCCACGUCACUACUCAGCAGCAAGUCUCCUGAUGCGUUGAUUCGUGUGUCAUUUGAUGCGGCUGUCACCUCGGUCACCGGCGAAGAGUAUAUUGCCAUGCUCACUCAGAAUGCCAUGGUGCACCGGGUUGUGCCCUUGGCUGCCACGGUGUUAGUGUCGCAGCUACAUACUUUUGCACUUGCGCAGCUUACGUACAAUAAUACGAUUGCCGGACAGUGGCUACCGGCGGACGUGGCUAACAAUACUGCCGUUUAUAAUAUGAAUGUCUAA
Metarhizium brunneum ARSEF 3297 is the source of this 1194-nucleotide messenger RNA. RefSeq lists its product as uncharacterized. Lineage: Eukaryota; Fungi; Ascomycota; Sordariomycetes; Hypocreales; Clavicipitaceae. Gene Ontology annotation, molecular function: protein binding. The record is from RefSeq and is a predicted model, not a curated record.